Molecule: messenger RNA, 948 nt
Organism: Protobothrops mucrosquamatus (brown spotted pit viper)
Lineage: Eukaryota; Metazoa; Chordata; Lepidosauria; Squamata; Viperidae
Gene: SBK2
Product: SH3 domain binding kinase family member 2
Exons: 3
Coding region: 10-939 (309 amino acids)
Biological process (GO): peptidyl-serine phosphorylation; peptidyl-threonine phosphorylation
Molecular function (GO): ATP binding; protein serine/threonine kinase activity
Source: RefSeq, a predicted model, not a curated record
GCUUUUAUCAUGAAUCGUACCUUGGGGAUGGAGGCACAGGCUCGUCUCACAGACAUGUUGGAGAUCACUGCCCAGAGCCUGGUGCACAUGGAAGUAACCGAACAUUACCAAGUCAUCAAGGAGCUGGGCAAGGGGAAAUAUGGCCAGGUGGUCCUGGUGAUGCACAGGCAAAGAGGGACCCCCAUGGCUCUCAAGCUACUACCUAAAUCUAGCACCAAGCUCCAGAAUUUCUUAUAUGAAUACUGUGUGGCACUCUCACUUUCUGCACAUCCUGCCAUCAUUGGUAUGUUUGGCAUUGCUAUAGAGUCCAGCCAGCAUUAUGGUUUUCUCUAUGAAGCAGCCUUUCAUCGAGACCUUAUCUCCAUUAUCAAGCCCAAGGCAGGCAUUCCUGAGAAGGCAGCCAAGCUCUGCGCCAAGCAACUAGUGAGCGCAUUGGACUUUAUACACAGUCGGGGCCUGGUGUAUCGAGAUGUUAAACCAGAAAAUAUCCUGCUUUUUGACCGUCACUGCCACUGCAUCAAACUGACAGAUUUUGGAUUGACCCGACCUCAAGGCACUCUGCUGCAGCUUGUGACUGGGGUCAUCCCUUACACUGCACCUGAGCUGAGCCGUGGCACCACUGGCACCCCAGGCUUACCCAUCGAUGCCAGCCUUGAUGCCUGGGCUCUCGGGGUGCUGAUCUUCUGCCUGCUCACUGGCUACUUUCCUUGGGAAAAGACUCUGCCAGAGGAUUCCUUUUUUGAUGACUUUGUGAUAUGGCAAGAAUCAGGUUCAGAUGAAGAUCUGCCAUUUCACUGGCGUCCACUGUCUCAAGAUUGCAUUGCUAUGUUACAAAAUCUUUUAGCCCUGGAGCCUACUAAUCGUGGCCCCAUCCGCCAAGUACUCAGCUACCUGGAUCGGCCAUGGCGAGCAGAUGUGGCUGCUAAAACUGGCAUCUGAGCUGAAAUU